AUGAAGCACCUAGAAGUGAAUGGAAAGUGGCCGCGCGGUGACGGUGAAGGCUCCGGUUUCCAGUUACAGCGCUGCCCAGCCCUCGCCGCCGCGCUGAGAGGAGAAAGGCGGCAGCAGGUUGCUCUCCGGUUUCCCCGCCGGCUCGCACCCGCGUAUGUCGCGCAGCCGUGGAGCUCGCUGGGAACAAACUCGCUGAGAAAGUUUCCUCCCCUCGGUGCUGCGGGCCGACCAGAGGCCGCCGCUGUGCCCCGACGGCAGCGCUGCGGGCUCCGUGCCGGCGGAGAGCGGCCCCGGGCUGCGAGCGGGACGGUGCGGGGCAGCCUUCGGGGCAGGCCGGUAGAUGUCACUGUGAAGAGAGGGAACGAAGCAGGGUUGUGGGGAGGAAGAAACCAGGUCAUACCCAGCGCCGGACAGGGAGGUUUUAUGCUCCUGAAAAAGUGGAAAAUUAUUGGAGGCAGUAGGAGCACAAGGAGCACAGUUUUAAAAGAUUCACAGAACUCUUCGAAAUGGAAGGCAACUGGAAAUAACCUGUGCAAUUCCACGCUCAGGGGAGGGCCAAUGUUGAUCAGGUUGCUCGUGUUCUGUUUCAUUAUGGAUGGAAAUUUCACAUCCUCUUUGAGAGACCCUCCAUCCUGUGGUUCUACUGUGGAUUCUUUGUUAUGUCUGACUUGCAUUUUCAUCCAAGAGUGGAGUACUGCUGGGAAUGCUGUGCAGAAUUUAAGGAGAAGCAUAUGAAAAGCAGGCAGCAUGUUGUGGCCACUGGUCAGUUGUCCUGAGGACCUACUUCGUGAUGCCUGAGCAUCCAUAUAUUGUAUCCUUUAUUUGCAUAUGGUUCUGCAUUUGGUUGUAAACUAUUAGAGUCAUGUGUUGCAAUUUGUGUGAUGUGAUUAUGCUGGUAAUCCAGACUCAUGUUUCUUACUAACUCUUCUGCAAGAUAGAAUAGCAUUACCAAUAGAGUCAGAGGGGGCAUUACCUCAUUUUGUUGAUGCUGCAUUCAGAUUGUUUAGGGCGAAGGUGACCUACCUGCAAAUAUCAAGUAGAUACAGCUUCACAGGUACAUUAAACACAAAGGUAGAGUAUGUGGCAAUAUCAGUGUGCACUGUUGUAUGCAUAUCCUUUUCCUAUACUUCUGCAAAGUGUUCACUGUUUGCUUAAUGAA
Lagopus muta (rock ptarmigan) is the source of this 1159-nucleotide messenger RNA. RefSeq lists its product as uncharacterized. The record is from RefSeq and is a predicted model, not a curated record. NCBI's taxonomy places the organism in Eukaryota, Metazoa, Chordata, Aves, Galliformes, Phasianidae. The coding region runs from base 1 to 735 and encodes 244 amino acids. The transcript is spliced from 6 exons.